AUAACAGAAGCUUCAAGAACGGUAUUGUGUAAAAGAAAAUAAGUAUAAGGUGAAAUAAUUUAUAUAAUAUGGAUCGAAAUAAAAUGGGUACCUGGUUAUUAUCAACAUUUCUUAUGACAUUUUUGUUAAGUGAAGUCCAAGCAGACGUGGCUAUUUCAAUGCCAAACACCAAUGAUAUCACAUCAAUAACGAAAUUUACUUCAUACAUCCAAUAUAUCAUGGAUAAUACUUACAAGCUGGAUGACUCAUGGCAAAGUUCUUCAACUAGAAAUUUUGAUUUAUCUAAAAUAUACAGUGAUAUGAGGAACUUAUUAUUUAAAUCAGAAGCAAUAAUAGAAAAGCCAUUUGAUGAUUAUUUACAAAUAUUUUUGGAAAAAUUCACCAAAUACCAUUUAGACAACAGCUCAUUAAUUGAAACUACUUCCAAUGCUCUUCAUAAAUUAAAAUACAGAUUUCAAGUUGUUAAUAAUUUUAUAAAAGGUCUCUUAAAUACGUAUGGUAAAUUAAAUAAUGUUACUUACUGGUGUACAUUUGCCAAUAAUGCUUGGCAAUUUUUGUCACAAUUAUUACCAGUUUCUCUAAAUGAUUUAUUUUUCGAUAUUACUUCAUCCAUUGCUGAUCAAUUACAGGAAUAUAAUUCACAAAAACACAUUUGCAAUUCGCAAAUAUCUCUUCAACGAGAAGUGUAUUUAUUUAUUAAAAUAUUAAUGGAAAAGCAUGUACAAGAAUAUAUUUUGUCUACCUAUACAUGGGCUUUAAAAUAUAAAUGUUCAGACUCAAACAUUAAGCAAAUAUUGUGGAAAAAUAUAAAUACAAAAAUUAAACGGAAAUUUCUAAAAGAUUUUCAAAAAUGUAUAGAAACAAGUAGUAAUAUUUUAAAUAAGCUACCACGAGAUAUCUAUCAGUGUCAAUUCAAAGAAUAUGUAAGAGAUUUUACAUAUUUAGAGCUCGAAAGAAUGCAACAAAUGUUUAUUGCUAAUGAAUAUGAUUUAAAUAAAGAUGACACAUGUAGUUACAAUUGCAAAUUUCCUAAUAAGUCUCUUGUUUCCAAUUACCAAAAUGAUGAUACUCAAUGUGAAGAAAUCCUAGAUUGUAAAAUUCUUUCCUCGAAAUUAGAAGUCUGUGCACUGCAUCAUCAACCUAGACGUUUAGAAUGGUUCCAAGAUGGAGAAGGAAUAUACGGAAGUAAUAACAUUUCAGUAUGUUCUGGAGAAAAGAAAAAAUUGCACACCUCAUCAUGGUUUUUCUAUAAGUGUGAUUAUUGCAUAUGUACCUGUAAAGGACAAAAAUCUUCAAAGGAUAACAAUUUAAUCACUAAUACAAUUAGCUUUAGGGAUCAAACAUCUGAUAUCAACAAUAAUAUGGUCGUGGUAGGUAUGAAAUUUGUACAUCAAAAUAAUAUGAUUCACGUACAAAUUAAGGAAGGCAAAAUACUACCCCGAGGAAAAAUAGAUAAGCGUACACUAGCUUGGAAAGCUGUGGAAAAUAUUAUGUAUGAUAAUCAAGGGAAUGAACCCAUGAUACUUCAGGAUAAUAAUCUUAAUACUUCGUUAAUUAAUGGCACCGACUAUGGUUAUCUAAGUAGUAUUGACUUGAACGAUAUAAUUGCACCAAAGAAUUAUCUAGUGACAGGAGUUCGAUUCAAGUAUGUACCUAAUUGGCACACAAUACAAGAAAAUGCUAGUGAUAAGCCAGUUGAAUUACAAAUUCAAGUAACACCUUACGAUUAUUAUUAUGGUAUAUUAUCACAUUUGGAACAAACACGUUGGAUUUCUCCAUCUGAAUUGAUGGAGAAUAAUAUUGAUGGAAAAUCACAACUAAUUUCAAAAAAACCUAUCACUCGGCAAGAAUUGGUACUUGAUGAACCUGAUAUUCCAAUAAAGUCUUUAAACAAUGAAUUAGAUUCUGAACACUAUCAGUUUAUUAAAUUUAGAGCCUCAGAUAUGAAAAAAGAUGCUGGUCAAUCGACAGUUCCCUUUUUUGAUGGACAACCAGUAGAAGGAAAACCAGCAUGUCCACUUUCUGGAGUUGGAGUAUUUCACAAAGGAAUGAAAGGAUAUGGAGGAUUUAUCUCUUUAAGAAUUCAUGAUAUAAAUUUAUCUGAUUACAUGAAUUAUAGUUCAAAUAACAUCAAAAAUUAAACAAUAUUUCUACUUUUUUAUGUCUUGUAUUGCAAACAUUCGGUCAGAUGUAUUACGAAUUUCAUGCUUGGUGUUAUAAUUAAUCGAAUUUCUUGUUCACAUUUAUUGAUUGAAUAAUAGAAAUUUUAUGAAAUUGUGAAUUAUAAGUAAAUGAUUAUUUAAACAUGUUCGGAUACACCAAAGGUACUGGGUAUGAUUUUUACUAGCAGAAGCAAUAUAUAUGAUAAAAUUGAUGAA
Molecule: messenger RNA, 2378 nt
Organism: Chelonus insularis
Lineage: Eukaryota; Metazoa; Arthropoda; Insecta; Hymenoptera; Braconidae
Exons: 8
Coding region: 69-2141 (690 amino acids)
Source: RefSeq, a predicted model, not a curated record